Molecule: messenger RNA, 8019 nt
Organism: Betta splendens (Siamese fighting fish)
Lineage: Eukaryota; Metazoa; Chordata; Actinopteri; Anabantiformes; Osphronemidae
Gene: rc3h2
Product: ring finger and CCCH-type domains 2
Exons: 20
Coding region: 764-4225 (1153 amino acids)
Molecular function (GO): metal ion binding
Source: RefSeq, a predicted model, not a curated record
CUACUACAGCUCUGUGAGCAGAGCUACGCGUUUGCGGCGCGAACUUCCUCUACACGCGCGCACUUGUCUGCGCGCAUCCUCCGCUGCGCCGCCUCUCUGUUCCUUUAAACGCAGGCAGCCCACGCCUCGAAAAGCGGCUUGUUCCGGCUUGCCCCUUUACAUCUUUUUAUCCUUGCUCACAACGUUCAAGUAGUGCCGCGCGGCGCUCGUCCGACACUUACGCACAAGCAUUUUCCUUUUGAUUUUUUUUUUUUUGCUUUCGGGUGAAUCGCAGGAGGCUGGUGAAAACAAGCCCGCGUCCUAGGCCGCGCGGCAGCUCUCCGGUGAUGCGUCCGGGGCGCAGUUCGGGCAGCAUCACCAGCGGAGCGAUACCGCCAUCUCCCCUCAGCCCUGGUUUGCCGAACCUAGGGUGUGUGGCUCAAUGUACCUGAGCGAGCGUGUUCGUCACGUACUGUCAGAAAGGGGGGCCGGGGAUCCGAACUGGACCGAGGGACUCGCCUCCGAUGCUGUGAAAUGCGGCGCCGUGUUGCUCUCGCAUCGGGAUUAGUCUCCGAGCGCCGGCUGCCGCGGUUGUUUUGCGACUGAUGAAGAUUUGUUUAAUUAUUUUGAUGCGCUCCUGUGGAUGUCGGUGAAGACGCUCGUGCUGCUGCUGCGGCGUAGCGCGUGAGACAGCGUCGGCGCUGGCGAGCAGGAGCUGCUGUCGGGGGUCGACAUGCAUUCCCACUGAGCUUGGCAACGCCUCCUCCAGCGGUGCCGUGGCAGCAUGCCAGUGCAGGCGGCCCAGUGGACAGAGUUCCUGUCCUGCCCCAUCUGCUACAAUGAGUUUGACAGCAGCGGCCACCAGCCCAUCAGCCUGGGCUGCUCCCACACAGUGUGUAAGACCUGCCUACACAAGCUGCACCGCAAGGCCUGCCCCUUUGACCAGACGCCCAUCAGCACCGACAUUGACCUGCUGCCGGUCAACUGUGCCCUGCUGCAGCUGGUCGGAGCUCAGAUCCCUGACUUGCAGCCAGUGAGUCUCAGCAGCGCCGCAGAGGUCGAGCACUAUGACGUCUGCCGGGUGUGUGUAGAAGAGCUGGCUCUCUACUUAAAGCCUAUCAGUGGAGCAAAAGGCGUGGCCACCCUGAGUCCGAGCGUGCUCAGUCGACCUAUGCAGAGGAAGCUGGUGACGCUGGUGAACUGCCAGCUGGUGGAGGAGGAGGGCCGCGUGCGGGCCGUGCGGGCGGGACGCUCGCUGGGGGAGAGGACGGUCACCGAGCUCAUCCUGCAGCACCAGAACCCCCAGCAGCUCUCCGCCAACCUCUGGGCAGCUGUUAGGGCGCGUGGUUGCCAGUUCCUGGGACCCGCUAUGCAAGAGGACGCGCUGAAGCUGGUCCUGCUGGCUCUGGAAGACGGCUCGGCGCUGUCCAGGAAGGUCCUGGUUUUGUUUGUCGUGCAGAAACUGGAGGCCCGCUUCCCACAGGCCUCCAAAACCAGCAUAGGCCACGUGGUGCAGCUGCUCUACCGAGCGUCCUGCUUUAAGGUGACCAAACGUGACGAGGACUCCUCUCUGAUGCAGCUGAAGGAGGAGUUCCGCACGUACGAGGCCCUCAGGAGAGAGCACGAUGCUCAGAUUGUCCACAUCGCCAUGGAGGCGGGCCUGCGCAUCUCCCCCGAGCAGUGGUCCUCUCUGCUGUACGGAGACCUGGUCCACAAGUCACACAUGCAGUCAAUCAUCGACAAGCUGCAGUCUCCGGAGUCGUUUGCAAAGAGCGUUCAGGAGCUGACGAUUGUUCUGCAGAGGACCGGAGACCCCGCCAACCUCACGAGUCUCAGACAGCACCUGGAGCUACUAGCCAACAUAGAUCACAACCCAGACGCCCCAGCACCGUCAUGGGAGGAGUUGGAGAAUGUGCUGCUGGCUGUGAAGCUGGUCGUUCACGGACUGGUGGAGUUUAUACAGAACUUCAGCAAGAAGAGCCACGACACUCCACAGCCACAGGCCAACAGCAAGUAUAAGACGAGCAUGUGCCGAGACCUCCGUCAGCAGGGCGGAUGCCCCAGAGGAACCAACUGUACGUUCGCACACACGCAGGACGAGCUGGAGAAAUUUAGGCUGAGGAACAAGAAGAGCAGCAGUGUGACGCGUGCGUUCCCAGGGGUUCUGGGUAAAUCCCUCACCGUGGACGGCAGCGUCCAUGCAGAUGUGUCCACGGCAGCGGGGCAGGGGCUCAAAGGGAUGGGGGAGAACGCAGCCGGCCUCACAGAGGGAGUCCCCAGCCUGACUCACCCACAGCUUAUCUCACGAGGGCCUGACGCCAUCGAGGACUUGAAGAGAGCGGUGCCGAAUGGAUCCAGUGGGGCUAACGGGCCUAAUGGACUGUCUAGCGCCAACAGAACCAUGCUGGGGUCAACAGAACAAAAGUCCAUCUCCCCUCCCAGGACUCCAGUGAGCCAUUCGUCAGCAUUGUCUCCUUUGAGCGCCGUUGUCCGGGGCGAUGGCGGCACCGCCAUACCCAAACACGGCCAGUUCAUGCUCCGCGCACCGCAUCCGCCUCAGGCGUCGGAGCUGUACUAUCAGGAGCACCGCUUCGCUUACGACACGGCCCAUUAUCAGGCAACAUCAGGUUCCUACAACCCAUCUACACUUCACUCUUCCCACAAACCCUGCAUUGCUCACUUCCUCCGAUCAUCAAACGUCCCAGAAUCCUCUCUGCAGCCGUCCAUCGGCCCUUUGCCAGCUUCCUACCCCAGUGACCCUCAAACGCUGCACCCACCCUCCUCCUCUGCCUCGGGGUACGCUCCACACCCACCUAGGGAUCGCAUGGGUCCUCCUGCUUUCCAUCCACACCCAGGGCAGCCUCAGUAUGGGUCCCUGGCCCCUGCACAUGGGGUUUAUGCUCCCCUCUAUGACAGCAGGAGAGUAUGGAGGCCUCAGCUGUACCACAGAGAGGAUGCCAGGAGUAACUCGCUGCCUCCAGAGGUGCUACAUUCCUCUGUUUACCAGCCUCCACUCAGGGAGAGAUUCAACUCUUUAGACAGCAACUACUGCUCUGGAGCCGAACACCGUCCAGGGCUACACAGGGAUUAUGGCCGCGUUCCUCUGGGCUAUGAGGAUCUAUUCAGAAGGAAGCAGGAACAGUGGGCUCAUCAUCAUCACCAUCACAACACCAGCAGGCCCUCCCAGUCCUCUCCCAUCUUCACUAUUGAUUUUGGAACAGAGCAUGUGGAGAGCGGCGGUCAGUGCAUGGGGUGCAGGUUCAGCGGCGAGGAAAGUCUGGCUCACUACUCGCCGUGGUCCUGCGGCACCAUCGGCCCCUGCCUCAGUCCCUUUGAGCCAGAAGCGCUCGCACACUCCUCAGCGCACUCCUGCUCCGAGCACUCGGUGAGAUUCCUCCCGCAACCAAAGGAGCUGGACGGCAACGGCGGAGUGAGCGGCGCCGCCGUCGGGAAGCGGUGGCUGCACUCGUUGGAUCACUACCGGCGCUUGAAGGAUGAGGAUCCAAUCAUUCCCUUUAGCGAGGGGCCCAUUAUCUCUAAGUGGGGGGCCAUAUCCAGGGCAUCACGCACAGGCUACCACACCACAGACCCUGUCCAAGCCACUGCCUGCCAGAGCAGCGCCAGCACCACACCCAUCAACUUUAAAGAUUACAACCCCCACUCAGACCACAGUGACUACAGGUGGAGCUCUAGAGGGUCCGACUCUUCCAGCCACUCCAGUUUCUUAGAGAGUGAACAGCUUUGUGCUGCAGAGCUUCAUGGCCGUCGAACUUCAAUUAGCAGCGCCGAGAAAAUCGUUUCUGAUCGCCAAAGCCAUCAGAAUGCCUACAGCAGGGACAGGGCAGAGAGCGAGCCGGAUCCGGACCGAGACAUUGAGCUCGAACUGCGUGCUCUGGACAUGGAGGAGUCGGAGCACCAGGGGAUCAAGACUCAGGAGUUUUUAGACUUGGCCUCCCCACAGUCUCAGGAUGCUUCUCAAAUCCUCCCCCGACCCUGCUGCUCUCCCCUCCUCUCAUCCCCUGUAGAGGAACACCCCCAAACCGAGAGAGCUUCGUCAGAAAAGAUGGAUGCUCACCUGCUGAAAAAGAUGGCCUUCAGGAAGUCACUGUCUCCUGGAGGGUUGGUUUCAGGAAGUCUGGGUGUUGGAAAGCUGGUGCUGCGUACUGGACCUCCACGACUGGGGGACACUUCCACCAGAGCCUGUGCUGAAAUGCCCGGUACAGAGAUGCUGCUCAGUGGGAACUAAGAGGCUGCAAACUCAAAGUAGAGCGGAGAUGCUAACCCACAACCAUUCUGGUUAAAGGAAAAACCAAACAUUCAUACAUGCCGAUCAUACGCGGUGUCACUCUGCAGCAGAAAUAGCUGCAGGAAUAAUUUCACCAUUUAUGCCUGUUAAGGCACAACGCCCCCUCACGGUGGUAAACUCACCCAUUUGCUGAUUCAAAUCUGAUUUUGAUGAAUAGCGAUGCCACUCUUUCCUUUUACUUAACCCUAAGUCCUUAUACAAAAUGCAAAGACUAAGAUCCACCCACUCCACAUUUCUACUCUAGUCAACAUACAGUACUUACUGCUUCAACAGCUCCACAGCUUGUGCCUUGCAAAAACUGUUUUAUCCCCACAUACAGUAGCUAUCAGAGCAACACUCCUCCAAAGGAUGCCACUUUAUGGACACCUAACAGAUUUUCCAUGUCUUUCUCUUCAAGAAAGCUCUUCACAUGUUACAUUUUAUUCCUCCAAGCUGUCUUGCAUGGCUUACUCCAGCUCUAAGGCAUGGUUUAGCCUUUAUUGUUUUUCAGUGGUUCCCUAUUGAAGUAUUUCCAUGAAAACCAAGAGAUGAAUCCUCCAAAACUAACAAAGAAGGAUAGAGCACUGUGUCCCCAGAAAACAGAGGUCUUUGCUAUGUUGGUAGUAAAAUUAGCCUUUCUCUUUUCAGUCAUAUGAUGUCUUAAAUGCCGACCUCUGACGUGACUAAACUGUCAUGAGAUCACGGAGCACAAUGACACAGUUAUACACGUGAUAAUAAAGCAUCACUGAUCACUGUAGGUCGGGAAGGAAACAAAAACAACGAUGAGUGGGUUUCCUACUCACAAAAUGUCUGAAGAACACAGAAGAUCAACACUGAAAAUGUUUAUUGAGCUGCACAUGAAGAUUAUUUGGUAAAUAAGUUGUAAAAAGUGUUAUUUGUGCCUGUGGUUACUGGCGUUUAUUCCUGCAGAGUCAGAGUUACUGUAGGAACAGUUGUUUCUCUCAGUCACAUUUAAUACAGUGGCCUUUUGCUUCUUGGUAUUCUAUAAAGUAAACAUUGACAGAGACUUCUGUUCACUCCCUGACAGACGUCUGUCUCAUUCAUCUCUCCGUUCGUGUGAGUUCAGAGGGUGAACACAGGAAAUUGAUUUUAAAAGCCCGUGGAUUUUUCUGUGGUUUCCAGUCCAGUUCCUGUUAUGUCCUUAGUAAACAAUACUCAGAAUUCGUGUACGAUGUUUCAAACACACUUAGAAAGUGAGGGGCACCACCUGUUUUUUCUUCAUGCCACAUGUUUGUUGAACUUUUCUGAAAGAUUUCUCAUUUUAUUUUUUUUCAUCGCUAACUUCUGUGAAGUUGUUCGUCUGGUUAUUUUGUAUCAGGACCUUUGUUACUCUUUGUUAUAGCUUAAUCCACAGAGACUGAAGCGUUUGCUGUGUCUCGUGUGUUUUCUCCACAUCAGCUGUGCUUUUGUCAGCUCACUUUAAUCCACCAAUAUAUGUAAUAUUGUAGAGUGUGGUUUUCAUACAACCCAGCCUUGCCUUUCUAUGUCUAGGAAACACGAGGCGUCUUAUCAUGUGUGGCUUACGCUUACUGACUUUCAGAAGCACGAAUGAAGACUCCAUUGAGUUUGUUUACACCUGUUAUAAAUGUUGGGAGGUCUGUACAGUAUGUCUAGAGGGCAUUUAAAUGAUAUUUGAAUUGUUGAUGUUUCCUCUUACCUUCCUCUCACAUUAGCUACUGUACAUUCACAAAAACUCCCUGAGAUGAAAGCAGCAGCGUCUUUCAUAUUUCAUAUUGUCUUACAUCCUCUUUUUUAUAGGGUGACAGAAUUAUUAUAUAUGUAUGAAUGAAGAUUUUUGAGUCCUUACCAAGCAUUGAUUACAUUUCGGGGGCGGUCUCUUACUGUAUCUUCCACCCUGCUGCUGAGAGACGCUGAUGGAGGACGACCCAGUGUGACUUGAUUGGAUGAUGCCAUUUUAAAUAAUGUGGACUUAAUGUAAAAGCUGUAAAAUGUAAAAGAGCUAGCACAGAGAUUUAGCUGCUCCCUACUGUCGCUUAUUACUGUUUACAACUUCCCCCUUGAAGUUAUGUAUCGUUAAGUGCCAUGUUGUAUACAGUACAGUACAAUCAAUCCCCACUAUAGUCACACAGCUUUUCAUAGUCCUGAACUGUAAAAGUAAAAGUAAAAGUAGUCCCGCUUGGUUCCAUUAGAGGGAGAUACAUCCUUGUCUGUCUGAAUUGCUCAGGGAAGACUUAAGUUGUUGCCCUGUGAUGGACUGGCGACCUGUCCAGGGUGUACGCCGCCUCUCGCCCGUAGAUAGCUGGGAUAGGCUCCAGCACCACCCGCAACCCUGCAUGGGAGCAAGCGGUAGAAGAUGGAUGGAUGAAUAGACUUAAGUUGCUCAGCUGCACUUGCUUUUUUUCUGCAUUUAAUGAUUUUGAUAUUCUGUGGAGGUAUUUAACUGAAUGAGCUCUACACCCACAGUGUAAAUGGGGUCAAGUGUCGUUUGCCAGUGUUUACCUUAGCCUCCUAUCAAUUUGGCUUUGCUGUUCUUGCUCUCAUGGGUAAGGGCUGGGCACUACUGUACUGUACAUAAAACAGUAUUGUGAGUAUUUAACUUAUGUGAGAGUGAUACUCCCUGUUUCAUUCAAAGUGUUUGUGGAGCACUGUUGUAGUGGUUGAUUGCACUGCACUAGAGUCCGGUCCCACCACUGCCAGCAGGUUCACUCUGCCAGUGAGUGCCUCCCUACACCCGCUCCCCAUCCUUCCUCUUUCCUUCAACCCACCUCCUCCACCCUCCCUGCAUCCUGUGUCAUGCAUGCAAUAUAGUCCCUCUUGUGAUGGCAGAGGAUUAUUGAUGAUUCUGUAGUUGUGAUACAACACACCCAGCGCUGUAACAGUUCUGCACAUGUCCACUGUGUGGCCACGUCAAGUGCUGAAGAUUGCUUGCAGCAUUUUAUUUGUUUGCUCAUGAAAUUUAUUGUUUAAUAGAGAUUAUAUUGUUAUUACUAUUACUGUAGUUACCACAUUUGGUUGUGCUGUGGUAGUUUUCCUCCUUGGUAUAUUGAAAGUCGGCUUCUUUGUUUUGAAUUUGGGAAUUUGCUCAAAAUGUUGAACAUUUUUAUUAUUAACAAGACGGUAUGUCAUUAUUCUAUAUUAUAUGGAAACGCUGUUUGUUGAUUGUGAAACAUCAGAUGAACCAAUGUUUUUUGACUAUUCAUGUCUGUAUUAGACAUUUUAUUUGCAAAUCUAUUGUUCGAUUGAAAUGUAAAUGAACUAUUAAGAGAUGGUACACAUCCGUCAUUUUAUACAGCCUGGCACCAUCAUUAGAUGGACUUAUAGUAUUGAACCUCAUUUAUACAACCUGUGAUAAUCAGAUAUAUUUAAAUGUUUAAAUCAUUGGGGCAGUUGUGUAAUGUUUCAGAAUGAGGAAAGUAGUCCUUAGGAGACAGACAUAUCUAAAAUGUCCCCAUAGUGAAUACAGUAAUACUGUUACGUAUUCCAUUUAUUUCCUUGGAAAUAUCACAUUGUGAAAGGUUUCCCUUUUACUUACUAUAUGGUAAAGCAGGACUAGAGUAAGUCUACAGUAUGGUGAUGAUGAAAUACUGUAUGUGUUCCUAAUGGUUGAUGAAAAUGUCUGUUGUUUGACUCUGCUGUGCAUUUAUUGGCUUGUUCACUUGUAUUACACUGAACUACAGAUAGCUCGUCCGGGCAGCACACUGCUUCUUUGUUUCAAUGAAAGAUGGAUUUAGAGCACAUGAGACUGCAUGCUACAAUAAAUCAAACAAACAAUA